Molecule: messenger RNA, 3334 nt
Organism: Cloeon dipterum
Lineage: Eukaryota; Metazoa; Arthropoda; Insecta; Ephemeroptera; Baetidae
Gene: sxc
Product: O-linked N-acetylglucosamine (GlcNAc) transferase sxc
Exons: 15
Coding region: 176-3301 (1041 amino acids)
Biological process (GO): protein O-linked glycosylation
Molecular function (GO): protein O-acetylglucosaminyltransferase activity; protein binding
Source: RefSeq, a predicted model, not a curated record
UUCGCCAUAUUUCCGUCGGUAGGUCCAUUUGAUGCAGUCACCGAGUCGAUAGUUUGAAGACACCAUUUCUGCAGCUCGCGGCUUCUAUCUGGCUAAAAUUUUAGUUAUUUCAUGAAAAUCGCCAGCGGAGACUCUUGCUUGUCUUGCGAAGACUUGUGUACUUAGCCAUUUCCAAAUGUACGUAAGCGAUGGGACGUGCACCGCCACAACACUUCUAAAAAUGAACGAAAUACAGCAGCUCUCGUCUGUUGGUCUCCUCGAACUGGCGCAUCGGGAGUACCAAGCAGGCGACUACGAAAAUGCUGAGAGACACUGCAUGCAACUGUGGAGGCAGGAGACCAACAACACGGGCGUCCUGCUACUCCUUUCGUCCAUUCACUUCCAGUGUCGCAGACUUGACAAGUCGGCUCACUUCAGCACCUUGGCCAUCAAGCAGAACCCUCUUCUAGCUGAGGCGUACAGCAACUUGGGCAACGUUUUCAAAGAACGCGGCCAACUGCAGGAAGCCCUCGAGAACUACAGACACGCUGUUCGCCUGAAACCGGACUUUAUUGACGGCUACAUCAACCUGGCAGCCGCUCUCGUUGCUGCUGGAGACAUGGAGCAGGCCGUGCAAGCUUAUGUCACUGCCUUGCAGUACAACCCUGACUUGUACUGCGUGAGGAGUGACUUAGGUAAUCUGCUGAAAGCUUUAGGUCGUCUCGACGAGGCCAAGGCUUGCUACUUAAAAGCAAUUGAAACGCGGCCUGAUUUUGCCGUCGCUUGGAGCAACCUCGGAUGCGUGUUCAACGCCCAAGGCGAGAUUUGGCUGGCCAUUCACCACUUUGAGAAGGCCGUCGCGCUCGAUCCCAAUUUCCUCGAUGCCUACAUCAAUCUGGGAAACGUCCUCAAGGAGGCCAGAAUCUUUGACAGAGCGGUUGCUGCGUAUCUUAGAGCAUUGAAUUUGAGUCCCAAUAAUGCAGUGGUCCACGGAAACCUGGCCUGCGUUUACUACGAGCAAGGUCUGAUCGAUCUUGCGAUCGACACGUAUCGGCGGGCGAUCGAGCUUCAGCCCAACUUCCCCGAUGCGUACUGCAACCUGGCGAACGCCCUUAAAGAGAAGGGCCAGGUGCCCGAAGCGGAGGAAUGCUACAACACGGCUCUGCGCCUGUGCCCGACCCACGCCGACAGUCUCAACAACCUGGCCAACAUCAAGCGGGAGCAGGGCUACAUCGAGGAGGCCACCAGGCUUUACCUGAAGGCGCUCGACGUGUUCCCUGAGUUUGCGGCGGCCCACUCCAACCUGGCGUCGGUGCUGCAGCAGCAGGGCAAGCUGAACGAGGCGCUGCUCCACUACAAAGAGGCCAUUCGCAUCCAGCCGACCUUCGCCGACGCCUAUUCGAACAUGGGAAACACCCUGAAGGAGAUGCAAGACGUGCAGGGUGCGCUCCAGUGCUACUCGAGGGCCAUCCAGAUCAAUCCUGCGUUCGCAGACGCGCACAGCAACCUGGCCUCCAUCCACAAGGACUCUGGCAGCAUCCCCGAAGCAAUUCACUCAUAUAAAACAGCCCUUAAGCUGAAGCCAGAUUUCCCAGACGCCUACUGCAACCUGGCGCAUUGCUUGCAAAUUGUGUGCGAUUGGAGCGACUACGAUCUGCGGAUGAAGAAGCUGGUGUCGAUCGUGGCCGAGCAGAUUGAGAAGAACCGGCUGCCGUCUGUGCACCCGCACCACUCGAUGCUCUACCCCCUCUCGCACGAGUUUCGCAAAAUGAUUGCCGCCAGACACGCCAACUUGUGCGUGGAAAAGAUUCAAGUGCUGCACAAAGGCCCUUACAACUUCCCCGUGGAGAUCAGAGGCAGAUUGAGGAUCGGCUACGUGUCGAGCGACUUUGGCAACCACCCAACAUCUCACUUGAUGCAGAGCAUUCCCGGAAUGCACGACAAGAGCAACGUGGAGAUUUUCUGCUACGCACUCAGCCCAGACGACGGGACCACAUUCAGAUCCAAGAUUGGUCGCGAGUCUGAGCACUUCAUCGACCUGUCGACCGUGGCGUGCAACGGCAAGGCGGCCGACAGGAUCAACGCCGACGGCAUCCACAUCUUGGUCAACAUGAACGGCUACACCAAGGGAGCCAGAAACGAGAUCUUUGCUCUCCGACCGGCUCCGGUGCAGGUCAUGUGGCUCGGCUACCCUGGCACCAGCGGCGCUCCAUUCAUGGACUACGUGAUCACAGACGAGGUCACUUCGCCCCUGGAACUGGCCUACCAAUACAGCGAGAAGCUGGCUUACAUGCCCACCACCUACUUCGUCGGGGACCAUCGCCAGAUGUUUCCCCACUUGCAAGAGCGAGUCAUCCUCACAGACAAAAUAACUGCUAAGAGAGAACUUGCCGACAACGUUGCUGUCAUCAACGCAACCGAUCUGUCUCCGAUUCUGGAAAACACGCAAGUGAAAGAAAUCAAGGAAGUGGUCUGCUCGGUAUCAAAUGACCCCAACCUGAACGGCAGACCCGUAGAAGUAUCUAUGAAAGUGGCCGAGUUACCAACAACCACGCACAUUGAGACCAUGAUCGCGUCAGGACAGGUGCAAACCUCAGUCAACGGCGUCGUGGUGCAGAACGGCCUCGCCACCACCCAAACCAACACCAAAGCCGCCACCGGAGAAGAAGUUCCGCAGAGCAUCGUCAUUACGACCAGGCAGCAGUACGGUCUGCCCGAGGACGCGAUCGUCUAUUGCAACUUCAACCAAUUGUACAAGAUCGAUCCUCCCACCCUGCAGAUGUGGGUCAGGAUUUUGGAAAAAGUGCCCAACUCGGUGAUUUGGCUGCUGCGAUUCCCUGCCGUCGGCGAGACGAAUCUGCACAGCGCAGCGCAAGCUUUGGGUCUGCCAGCCGGCAGGAUUCUCUUCUCGAACGUGGCUGCCAAGGAGGAGCACGUGAGGCGCGGCCAGCUGGCCGACGUCUGCCUGGACACUCCUCUCUGCAACGGACACACGACCAGCAUGGACGUGUUGUGGACGGGAACUCCAGUCGUGACCUUGCCUGGAGAGACUCUUGCAUCCAGAGUGGCGGCUUCGCAGCUCACCACCCUGGGAUGUCCAGAAUUGAUUGCUAAAUCCUCAACCGAGUAUGAAAAUAUCGCUAUCAGAUUAGGCACAGACCGAGAGUUCCUGAAAGCAGUGAGAGUGAAGGUGUGGCAGGCAAGAAUGACGUCUCCUCUGUUUGACUGCCGUUAUUACGCAUCUUCCCUGGAGAAGUUGUACCACAAGAUGUGGGAAAAGCACGCAAGAGGCGAGAAGCCUGAUCACGUUUCUCUUAAAUAAAUAUCAUCUUGUCUGUAUGUAUUUUCUAAUUUA